UAUCUGUCGUCUCCUAUUCAAACAAUUACGUCAUGACAGCGCUAGCAAUGUGCAAACAGCAGUAAAAUGAAUUAAUUCAGUCUGAUUUAGUCCGAUGGCUGAAACGCAUUACAAUAAACUACAGAAAACACAGCUGUUCGUACAAAGUGUGUUCGAGCACGGAUGUAACGCAGCUUUCGCGGAAUUAAGUCUCGACCCUUCGGGAUAGAGAGUAAAGCAGUUUAGAUAGUUUCAAGUAUUAAAUUUCACCAACUAACAAACUUCAAUCAACAAAGUUCUCGAAAAUGGCGGAUAAAAUAGAGAAUAAAGGAAGCACUAACGCAAUAAUUGAAGAUCGUGCUCGAGGAAGUAAUUCAUUGAGAACGCAUACCUGGAGUCAAGGUUCAGAAUGUGAGGAUGAAGUCUCUCCUCUUACAAAUGACGACACAAUUAAUGCUAGGACUGGCAUCAUGAACCAACCACGUUAUGAUGCUAUUGCCUAUGCUGAAGAUAAAAUGAGAAGAAAAUUGAAAUUUUUCUUCAUGAAUCCCAUUGAAAAAUGGGAAGCCAGAAAACGAUUCCCAUAUAAGUUUAUUGUUCAGGUGGUGAAGAUCAUUUUAGUUACUGUUCAGCUUUGUUUAUUUGCUCACAAUAAUUAUAUUCACGUGAAUUACACAUGGGACAACCGUAUCACAUUCUCUCAUCUCUUUCUCAAAGAUUGGGACGCCGAUCAAGAGGUACCAGCCUACCCGCCAGCUCAUGGACCUUUUGCUCUUUAUAGACAAGAUGAUUUUUAUGAAACAAUAGAUUAUGCUCUACAAGGAUAUUACAAUCUCAGUAAUGCAAUUGGAUCAUAUUCCUACACAGCUGAAGACAAUUCAGUGGGUCCAGUGGUUUUAUGUUUAUAUCAAUACAAAGAAGGUAUUAUUUUUGGAUUUAAUGAAAGUUAUAUCUUUAAUAACAAAGUCGAACGUACAUGCAUCAAUAUAAAUCACACGUUUGGUGGCGAAUUUCGUGAUGGAAUUCAUUCCAAGAAAUUACUAGAAGAGAAAAAUAUUCGAAUAAAUUUCUCAGCUUUAGUUAAAGCACAUCUCAAGUUUGCUGUAAAAACAGUCAACUUAAAAGCAGCUGGUCCAAUAACGCCUCCUGAUUGUUAUCAAUUUAACAUUAAAAUAAUCUUCGACAACAGUGAUUUUGAUGGACAAAUGUUACUAUCACUUGAUGCUGAACCAAAAAGAUUAGUGUGUAAAGGUGAUAUACAGUAUAUAACAGAUAAUCAAAUCGAUUCAGCUCUCAGGACUAUAUUGAAUCUAUUUGUCAUACUCAUUUGUGGAAUCUCUUUAAUUCUAUGUUCACGAUCGAUAUACAGAGCCCAACUCUUAAAAUUUGAAACGAUAAAUUUCUUCAAAAGAACAUAUGGAACAAAUCUAAGUCUUGAGGGUCGAUUAGAGUUUCUCAACUUCUGGUAUAUCAUGAUAAUCAUCAAUGACCUUCUAAUAAUAAUGGGAUCAGCAAUUAAGGAACAAAUCGAAAGGAAAUCGUUUGAUAGUGAUCAUUGGAAUAUAUGCAGUAUUUUCUUGGGUACAGGAAACCUUCUAGUUUGGUUUGGAGUACUCAGGUAUCUUGGAUUCUUUAAAACGUACAACGUAGUAAUUCUUACACUGAAAAAAGCAGCACCAAAAGUAGUGAGAUUUUUAAUUUGUGCCAUUCUCAUCUAUGCCGGAUUCACAUUCUGUGGAUGGCUAAUUUUCGGGCCUUAUCAUAUGAAGUUCCGGUCAUUAGCGACAACAUCUGAGUGUCUAUUCGCUCUUAUCAAUGGCGAUGAAUUAUACGCCACAUUUUCCAUGGCAUCAUUCAAGUCCCAAAUACUGUGGUGGUACUGUCGUAUUUAUCUCUAUUCAUUUCUUUCUCUUUUUAUUUACGUCGUGCUGAGUCUCUUCAUUUCCAUAAUCAUGGAUGCUUACGACACUAUUAAAUUAUAUUACCGUGACGGUUUUCCAAAGAGUGAUCUUCAAGCUUUUAUAUCAGUUUGCACUGACGAAGCAUCCAGUGGUGUUUUUAGCCAGGAACCAGAUGAUCCAACUUGGAAUAAGUUGCUCGAUAGAGUUUGCUGCUGUCGGAAAAGACCCUACGGGUCUUUAUCGCAAUCAAAUGAUUCUUCAUCCGUUAAAUGUGACGAAAUCUGUGGCAACGUUGUCUGUAUAUAGUAAGUUAAUUACAUAUCACUCCAAAGUAAAAGGUUACGGAUCAAUGCUAUCAAACCACCGUACGUGAAUAUAAUUAAUAUUGUGUGAUAAUUAUUUAAUUACACAACCAAACUGCCAAAUUGUAAUUUUUUAUUGAGAAAUCGACUAAGGUUCCAAUUAGAAGUUAUAUUUUUAACGUAUUUUAUUUGAGACAGUGUAUAGAAUUUGACAAUAAUUCCAGGUAUUAUAUCGCAUCUAGAAUAUUUAAGAUCGCACAAAUAUUUUAAUUAAGUUAAUUGAAAUAAUUUUGAAGGUAUUUAACUUAAGAAUGCGUCAUUGAUGCAGCUAUGAUUGAUACCGAUCUCUGAGAUUAUUAGCCAAAUUAUAUAUUACUGUAAGUCUAAAAUGACCAGUUGAAAUGGUAGUAUUUAGGGCAGUCAGUCAUUGAACCCUGGUCAAUUUUUAAUCACUUUUUAAUUCAAGAAUCGUUAUUGGAAUCAAGUUCUAAAAAAGUUGAAUGCAUUUAUUGAGAUAGAUACUAGAAGGAUUCGUAUACAAUUCGAAUAUAACAAUAGCUCAUUGUAACCAUUUCAAUAGAUAUGAAGAUAAUACUGUAGAGAAUAUUAAUAAUAGUAUCGAUGAAAAGUAUGUUAUUAGUGUAGGGGUGCUAUGUGAAGUCUGUGAUAACAACUGAAAUAUGUAUUUCAAAGUCAAAUACAUACUAAUAAACAUAAUAUUAUGAAAUAAUCAUUGAAUGAUAAGAUAGAAGUAAAAUUUUACGCUGUGUGGUUUGCACACGAAAAAAUAUUUAACCAUUUACAGUUAAAUGAUUUUAAUAUAAUUUAAUUACAAUUAAUUUACUAUUAAAAAUGUAAAAAAGAGAUUUUUAAUUGUAUUUUAUAACAAUCUAGGCAGUUUUAUUGUUACCAAUUUUUAACAAUUGAUUUUGUAAAUACAUCUUGUUCAAUGCA
Molecule: messenger RNA, 3136 nt
Organism: Chelonus insularis
Lineage: Eukaryota; Metazoa; Arthropoda; Insecta; Hymenoptera; Braconidae
Product: mucolipin-3-like
Exons: 4
Coding region: 285-2186 (633 amino acids)
Cellular component (GO): plasma membrane; lysosomal membrane
Molecular function (GO): NAADP-sensitive calcium-release channel activity
Source: RefSeq, a predicted model, not a curated record